Molecule: messenger RNA, 1719 nt
Organism: Teleopsis dalmanni
Lineage: Eukaryota; Metazoa; Arthropoda; Insecta; Diptera; Diopsidae
Product: 3-hydroxy-3-methylglutaryl-coenzyme A reductase-like
Exons: 4
Coding region: 502-1719 (405 amino acids)
Biological process (GO): SREBP signaling pathway
Cellular component (GO): endoplasmic reticulum membrane; Golgi membrane
Molecular function (GO): sterol binding
Source: RefSeq, a predicted model, not a curated record
CAGAUUUCAACAUUUGAAUUACACCAGAACAUACAAAAUUAAUUCUGAAAUUGUUCUUUAUAUGUAACUAAUCGGUGCCAUUCUGCACUUGACACAGUGACAAUCGCAAAUAAAUUGGCUCUGUAGCAUAUUCGAAUAUUAUAUAUGCACGGAUGCACGCACGCAUGCGCAUUUAUGCACGGCCGACAUUUAAACAUAGAUGCGAGUACAUGCUGUUAAGGUUGGCAACCUCUGUUUCAAGUUCAACUUCAUUACUGUAACAACCAUUGCAACGAAUGUGAUUGACUUCGACAACCAUUGAAACAGAUUUUCAUAAAUUGAACUGAAAACAUUUGGCAAAACUUUGAAAUCCAUUUAAUAUUGUAAGACAUUUUGCUCAGAUAGAAAUUUGCUCUUUUAUGCGUUGUGCCGUUUACCACAAUCAUUAUCAAAAUUUUACAUUUAAGACAAUAUAUUUUUAUAUCAGCAAAAUUGUACUUAAAUCAAAAAUUCUUAGACAAAAUGAUUGGACGUUUAUUUCGAGCACAUGGCGAAUUUUGUGCCUCACAUCCCUGGGAGGUAAUUGUUGCACUACUGACAGUGACAGCAUGUAUGCUGACAGUUGACAAGCAAGCCGGUACCAUCAGCGCCGAGGGUGCGGUGGGUACAACAACAGCAACCACAGCAGCAACAGCCUCAACGAUACAACAACAAAGUGGGACAACGCCCUCGGUCACAUCUAGUCGACAUCGACCGUGUCACGGCUGGAGCCAGUCAUGUGAUGGCCUGGAGGCUGAGUACAAUGCAGCCGAUGUCAUACUCAUGACAAUUGUGCGUUGCACUGCAGUCCUCUAUUGUUACUAUCAGUUUUGUAGUUUGCAUAAGCUCGGCUCCAAAUACAUAUUGGGAAUUGCUGGACUUUUUACGGUUUUCUCAAGUUUCAUAUUUACAACGACAAUAAUAAAGUUCCUUGGUAGUGAUAUUUCCGACUUAAAAGAUGCUCUAUUCUUUCUUUUAUUACUAAUCGAUCUUUCGAAUUCGGGAAGACUUGCACAGCUCGCGCUGGCUGGCAAUAAUCAAGCGGAAGUAACGCAUAAUAUAGCGCGAGGAUUAGAAGUGCUUGGACCAGCAAUCUCAUUAGAUACUGUAGUCGAAACUUUAGUUAUAGGUGUGGGCACUCUUUCGGGCGUACAGCGUCUGGAAGUUUUAUGCACAUUUGCUGUUAUGUCUGUCUUAGUCAAUUAUAUUGUAUUUAUGACUUUUUAUCCGGCUUGUUUGUCGCUUAUAUUGGAUUUAUCACGAAAUGGUAUGGACAUGACGAUAGUGCGUGCUAAAGAUUCCAUAAUAUUAAAAGCGCUAAAUGAAGAAGGACAAAAAGCGAACCCAGUAGUACAACGGGUUAAAAUAAUCAUGACCACUGGAUUAAUGAUUGUUCACAUAUAUAGCCGUAUGGUAUUUUCCAGUAAUGAUUACGAUGCUGUGGACAAUACAUUAACACCAAAACUCAAUUUAAAUGUAAAUAACAAUCGACACAAUCAACAACAACGCAUUGUAUUACGAAGCAACAACACCAAUAACAACAACAACAGCAGAACAGCAAAACAUCACUACACAACAGCCAGCAAUGAAACACAAGAGCAUUAUCAACAAACGUUAAGUGGCGGCGGACAACGCGAAUAUGUGUGCAAAAAUUUUACACGAAAAAAGAACAACAAUGACAACAACAAAAUUUGCCAUUAG